This is a messenger RNA of Gadus chalcogrammus (walleye pollock), 723 nucleotides long. RefSeq names its product transmembrane p24 trafficking protein 3 (gene tmed3). Gene Ontology annotation, cellular component: endoplasmic reticulum; Golgi apparatus; COPII-coated ER to Golgi transport vesicle. NCBI's taxonomy places the organism in Eukaryota, Metazoa, Chordata, Actinopteri, Gadiformes, Gadidae. The record is from RefSeq and is a predicted model, not a curated record. The coding region runs from base 104 to 721 and encodes 205 amino acids. The transcript has 3 exons. Gene Ontology annotation, biological process: endoplasmic reticulum to Golgi vesicle-mediated transport; Golgi organization; intracellular protein transport.
CUGUGCCACGUCAGUAGUAAUGCUGUUUCUCUCUAAGCUGUCACGCAGACUAAUGUAUUAGUAUCCUGCUGGAUCUCUGAGUAGACUUUUUGAACCAUUUAACAUGCAUUACUUUGGGGUUUGUUGUUUCAUCCUUAAUGUGAUCCUUGUUUGGAGCACAGAGGUUACUUUUGAGUUGCCUGACAAUGAUAAACAAUGUUUUUACGAGGAUAUAGAGAACGGUGUUAAGUUUGACAUAGACUUCCAAGUGAUUGCAGGUGGGAACUAUGACGUGGACUGCUUUGUGACAGAUCCACUGCACAACAUCUUGUAUCAUGAGCGAAAGAAGCAGUAUGACAGCUUCUCUCACACCACUGCCAUGGGGGGCGCCUACCAAGUCUGCUUCAGCAACGAGUUCUCCACAUUCUCCCAUAAAAUAGUGUACCUGGACAUCAGAACCGGUGAGGAGAGACCUCUCCUCCCGGUGAUGAACAGUGCAACAGCAUUGACUCAGCUGGAGUCCACUUGCCUCUCCAUCCACGAGAUCCUGAAGGUGGUGUCGGAGUCUCAGACGCGCUACCGCCUGCGGGAGGCGCACGACCGCAUCCGGGCGGAGGACAUCCAUGAGCGCGUCAACUACUGGUCGGUGGGCGAAACGGCGCUGCUGUUCGCCGUCAGCCUGGGCCAGGUGCUCAUGCUGCGAAGCUUCUUCAGCGACAAGAAGGGAAGCAUUGGCACCUAGAG